This is a messenger RNA of Megalops cyprinoides (Indo-Pacific tarpon), 828 nucleotides long. Its product is annotated as claudin-3-like. The record is from RefSeq and is a predicted model, not a curated record. Gene Ontology annotation, cellular component: plasma membrane; bicellular tight junction. Bases 86 to 742 code for a protein of 218 amino acids. Lineage: Eukaryota; Metazoa; Chordata; Actinopteri; Elopiformes; Megalopidae. The transcript has a single exon. Gene Ontology annotation, biological process: cell adhesion; bicellular tight junction assembly. Gene Ontology annotation, molecular function: structural molecule activity.
ACACACGCACGCAGGAGAAAAAAAAAAGAUCCCUUUUUGAUUCAAAGAAGCGAGAAAAGCUUUUGAAGGACCACCGGAGAGGAGAAUGGCUGCCCUCGGUCUGGAGAUAUUGGGAGUGACACUGGCGGUACUCGGGUGGAUCUCCAGCAUUGUGGCCUGUGCCCUGCCUAUGUGGAGAGUGUCUGCUUUCAUCGGGGUCAACAUCGUGACAGCGCAGAUAAUCUGGGAGGGCAUCUGGAUGAGCUGCGUGGUGCAGAGCACGGGGCAGAUGCAGUGCAAGGUGUACGACUCCAUGCUGGCCCUUCCCCAGGACCUGCAGGCGGCCCGGGCCCUCGAGGUCAUCGCCAUCGUCAUCGGGAUCCUGGCCCUGCUGGUGUCCAUCGUCGGGGCAAAAUGCACCAACUGCAUCGAGGACAAGGCGACCAAGGCCAAGGUGAUGAUCGCGUCCGGCAGCACCUUCAUCACCGCGGCCGUGAUGCAGCUCAUCCCGGUGUCCUGGUCGGCACACACCAUCAUCAUGGAGUUCUACAACCCCGUUGUCGUCGAGUCUCAGAAGAGGGAGAUCGGCGCCUCCCUGUACCUCGGGUGGGCCGCCGCGGCGUUCCUGCUCAUCGGCGGGGCCAUCCUCUGCUGCAGCUGUCCCCCGGAGAAGGAGGUGAGGUACGCCCCCGCCAGCCGGAUGGCCUACUCCACCAACAGGUCUGUGGCUCCUAGCAGUUAUGACAGGAAGGACUACGUUUGAAACUCUAAACAGCUCCUGUUGAAACUUUUGUUUUGGGGGGGGGGGUUUUGGGUGUUUUUUUGCCUUAUUGUCACAUUCUCCAGAUU